UGUCGAUGCGUCGACGUGUGCGAAUCGGAUGUGGCAGAAUCAGCAGGACUCCGACUGCAACGCUCAUGCCUGCAGGUGAAGCUGCAGGUGACUGUGUGGAGGAGCCAUCUUUCUUGCAACGAAGCCGAGCCGAAUCCGCUCUGCUAUUUUCGGCACGCUGGCGAAUGAUUAUGAUUACGAUGGCAGUCGACCAAUCACCUUGGGCCAUUUGGGAUUUGGGGUCGAGAUGGACUGGGCUGCUGCGGUGCUGGCCGCGCUCGUCUCGGCGGCCGUCGCCUUGCGCUACCUGUCGUGGAAGAGCCAUAGCUUUGUGGAGACCAUCCUCGCGCACCGUGCGCACAGUGACAAGGCGGCGGCGUCGCGGCCCGACGUGCUCCUCGUGAUUGCCCACCCGGACGACGAAAGCAUGUUCUUCGUGCCGAUCCUGCUUCGCCUGCGCCCGCACGUCCACUGGCACCUUCUCUGCCUCUCAUCUGGCAACUACGAUGGGCUCGGCGCGAUCCGCACCAAGGAACUCGCGGCUUGCUGGCACGAGCUCGGAAUGGACGCGGCCACGCUCACCGUCCUUGAAGACGCUCGGUUCCAGGAUGGCAUGAAAUCGAUCUGGACGCCAGCGGACGUGGCGACCGCGACGCUCGCGUUUGUGGCCAAACACAAGAUCGACACGAUGGUGACCUUUGACGACUAUGGCGUGUCGGGCCAUCCGAACCACAUUUCCGUGCAUAACGGCGUCAAGCAUGCGCUAGCAACGUCGCCGCUGCCUCUGCAUGCGUAUGCUCUCGACAGCGUCCGCCUCUGGCACAAGUACCUUGGGCCUCUGGACGCGAUCUGGACGUCGCCGUCGCGUACCGCGGUCGUCGCGGUUGCGCCGUGGGUCAACUAUGCGGCGAUGGCCAAGCACACGAGCCAAUUUGUGUGGUUUCGACGGCUCUUUGUCGUCUUUUCGCGGUAUACGUUCCUCAACACGUUUACGCCACUGCAUGCGCCGACCAAAAAGACGCUGUAAGCCAGAUACACUGGAAUAUACAGUAUCUUUUGCGACUUCC
Molecule: messenger RNA, 1046 nt
Organism: Saprolegnia diclina VS20
Lineage: Eukaryota; Oomycota; Saprolegniomycetes; Saprolegniales; Saprolegniaceae
Exons: 4
Coding region: 227-1006 (259 amino acids)
Biological process (GO): GPI anchor biosynthetic process
Cellular component (GO): endoplasmic reticulum
Molecular function (GO): N-acetylglucosaminylphosphatidylinositol deacetylase activity
Source: RefSeq, a predicted model, not a curated record